AUCGACACAACCAAGGAACUGUCAGCGCUCACGCUCGCUCGCUCGCCCCCUCCCCGUCACCGCCCAGCAUCCACCAUCAACCUCUCCCUUUCUUCUUCUAUCCCGUCCCCCGCCCUCCCCGCUCCCCGCCCUCGCUCCUCCCCUGUCUCUCCCCGCCUCACCGCUACGGUACAUAUUGAACAUCCCCCGGCCGCCAAAAAUCGACGCUUCCGCAACAUCCGGCCCGCCCCCCUUUUCGGUUCCGCCGCCGUCCGCUGCCGAGUCUCCUAGUGAGCUCCGCCGUCUUCGCCGCCGCGCGUCCUCGACGCUCGUUUCUUGGCCCACUUCCAACGUUAUUUCGUCUCCCUUUCGCUCGAGGCCUGCGCACUAUCGCCGUCAACCUCGACUACCACCUCCUCCACAAUGAAACUGUCGUUACUACCUCUGCUGUUGACUCUCGCGGGCUGCGCGUGGGCAAUCGACCUCAACCCCGACGACAACGAAUCUAUCAAGAGCGCGGCUGGCAUCGCGGCCGGAAAGCUUCGCGCCCUCUACCCGAACACGGAGUCAUGGUUCAUUCCGGGCGAGUUCGGUCUCAUCCAGACCGCCGACGGAAAGAACGAUCAAGGGUACUAUUGGUGGGAAGCCGGUGCCGCCAUGGGUGGCUGGAUCGACUACUGGGCCUUCACGGGUGACGACACCUACAACGACAUCGUGUCGGAAGCGCUGCUGUUCCAAGUUGGUCCCGACGAGGACUAUCAACCCCCAAACCAGACGCUGGCCCUGGGUAACGACGAUCAGGCCUUCUGGGCCAUCGCUGCCCUCGCCGCUGCCGAGCGCGGAUUCCCCGAUCCUCCCUCAGACCAGCCGCAAUGGUUGGCGCUGGCGCAGGCCGUCUUCAACCGUCAGGUUGGGCGGUGGGACGAAGCGGCGUGCGAUGGUGGACUGCGCUGGCAGGUGUUUUCGAGCAACAAGGGUUACGACUACAAGAACUCGGUCAGCAACGGGUUGCUCUUCAACAUGGGUGCGCGCUUGGGUCGGUACACGGGCAACACCACGUACAUUGACUGGGCCGAGAAGGUCUGGGCGUGGAGUUUGAGCAACGGCCUCGUGAGCUCGGAUUACAAGGUGUACGACGGUAGCCAUAUCCCGGAGUGUGUCGUGUCGUCCAAGAUCCAGUGGAGCUACAACGCCGGUAUCUACCUCAGCGGGGCCGCCGCCAUGUACGACUACUACAACACCAUCGUUGCCAACACCGACAUGGCCAGUACCUGGGAAACGGAGACGGGCAAGUUGCUCAACGCCACCGACGAGCCCUUCUUCAACCGCAACGACGGCACUCCCAACAUCAUGCGCGAGUCCGCCUGCGAGUCUCCCCCACCGUACACUCGCACUCCCACGUGCAACACCGAUCAGCGUUCCUUCAAGGCGUACCUCUCUCGCUUCUUCGCCCAGACCUACCAGUACUGCCCGUUCAGCCGUGACUUCAUCAUGACGCGACUGCGCGCGUCCGCCGUAGCUGCGGCCAAGUCCUGCAACGGUGCCGACAACGGCGGCAACACCUGCGGUUUGUCGUGGAUCAAGCAGACGUACGACGACAGCCCGUACGGUAUCGCCAAGGGUGGUGUCGGCGAACACAUGAGCGCCAUGGAGGUGUUCCAGUCGCUGCUCAUCCCGUCGGUGAAAACCCCCAACACCGAGAAGACGGGAACGAGUAAGGGUGAUGCCUCCAAGGGUAGUGGAACGUCGAGUUUGAGUGCGGACGAGCUUAAGCAGACCGGUCCCACCACCACUGGCGACAGGGCCGGCGCCGGCAUCCUGACUACCAUCUGUCUCGGUGCGCUUCUGGGGCUGACGUAUUGGUUGAUUCGGGAGUAAUUUUUGGGCUGUCUUUCCUUUGGCUUUUCUUUUGCGUUGCUUUUCACUCCCCUCCCCCUCCCCCUCCCCUUGUGUACGUGUCUUUCUCUCUUUGUUUCUGUUUCCUCGUCUCUUGCUUAUCGGAUACUUUUAUACCUGUCGCGCUUCUUACUUGCUUGCUUCCUUGCUUGUACCAUUGGAUUUCAUCGCUCGGUUUAAUGAUGCGCUUCGUGAAGAAAGUGUGCAGACCGCGAUCCAAGAGGUAGUGUGUAAGAAGAAACCCAUGAUGUUGUUUGUUCACUGGAUGUACUCUUCAGCUGUGCGGGCGAGAUUCCGGAGAAUGUGAUUUACGCCGAUUUAUACGCUCCAGAUACUGUAGCAAAAAUUGGGGGCGAUUGAUGCUAAAGGUCUCCAGUAGUAUGUACCACCGCACGGAUGUAAAUCAAGCAGGAUUGAGAGAAUACAGAUUUAAUUUAGGUGUUCUUUUUUCCCUAGAGUUGAAAUUCUAC
Messenger RNA from Tricharina praecox, 2345 nucleotides. Its product is annotated as putative cell wall glycosyl hydrolase Dfg5. Gene Ontology annotation, molecular function: mannan endo-1,6-alpha-mannosidase activity. The record is from RefSeq and is a predicted model, not a curated record. The transcript is spliced from 2 exons. Gene Ontology annotation, biological process: carbohydrate catabolic process; fungal-type cell wall biogenesis. NCBI's taxonomy places the organism in Eukaryota, Fungi, Ascomycota, Pezizomycetes, Pezizales, Pyronemataceae. The coding region runs from base 403 to 1857 and encodes 484 amino acids.